AUUUCAAAUACCCUAUGUAAUAGAUGGGUGGUCAUUGUUUGAACUGGGUUAUAAAAGGUUAGAGCCCGCAGGAUAAUCUUGAAAAGCAAGUGCGUCUUCCUGAAAGGCUGUCUUUUUUGUCUAAUUCAGGUCCUGAACCAGCACAGUCACUCUCCAUGAGCACCUCAGGUUUGUUUCGCUUUCCUACUCUGUGGACCAGAAUAUGCGCCGUGUCGUGGGGACUCGGGCCUUGGGAGAAGUUGACGUUGCUGUCCGCAGGAAGAGCAGUCAGUCUGGUCCAGCUGGCCGGCAAGAAGGACCGCCCUGCUCUGCUGUCCCUGGACGAGCGUGAGCUAGAAGAGCAGUUUGUGAAAGGAUGGGGUCCGGGCGGCCAGGCCACCAACAAGACAAGCAACUGCGUGGUGCUGAAGCACAUCCCCUCGGGCGUGGUGGUCAAGUGCCAUCAGACAAGAUCAGUUAAUCAGAACAGAAAGCUAGCUCGGAAAAUCCUGCAAGAGAAAGUGGAUGUUUUCUACAAUGGUGAAAACAGCCUUGUGUGCAAAGGAAAACAAGAGGCCCAGAAGAAAAAGCAAGAAAGGAAAAAAAGAGCAAAGGAAACCCUGGAAAAAAAGAAACUUCUGAAAGAUCUCUGGGAAUCAAGUAGAAAUGUGCACUGAGAAAGAACUGCAGAUUCUGACUAAAACACUGCCAGACGCUUUCAAGGAAUAAUGGUGGUGAGUUCCAUCACCAGCGUUAUUAUAGAGCUGUCUUUGAAAGAAAGAUUUUUGACAGACUUAAGACAUCCAAUUGUUUUAAAUG
This is a messenger RNA of Ceratotherium simum simum (southern white rhinoceros), 798 nucleotides long. It is a transcript of the gene MTRFR, whose product is annotated as mitochondrial translation release factor in rescue. Gene Ontology annotation, cellular component: mitochondrion. Gene Ontology annotation, molecular function: translation release factor activity. NCBI's taxonomy places the organism in Eukaryota, Metazoa, Chordata, Mammalia, Perissodactyla, Rhinocerotidae. The record is from RefSeq and is a predicted model, not a curated record. Gene Ontology annotation, biological process: translational termination.